This is a messenger RNA of Penicillium concentricum, 426 nucleotides long. RefSeq lists its product as uncharacterized. The coding region runs from base 1 to 426 and encodes 141 amino acids. The record is from RefSeq and is a predicted model, not a curated record. The transcript has 2 exons. Lineage: Eukaryota; Fungi; Ascomycota; Eurotiomycetes; Eurotiales; Aspergillaceae.
AUGACUUACACUAGUCUCCCCGCGCUUGCCUUCGAGCUAUGGACAUCCCUCGCAUUACAUCUAUGGAAUGCGGACAUAAAAUUAUACCGCCUGGAAUGUACCCACACUUCUCCGCCUCAAGCGCGUCUCUUCUGCCCACUCACCCGUCAUAUAAGUCUUUCGCGGCAUUUCAGCCAACGAAAAGUUACGUUGAGGGAGUCUGGCAAGAUCAUCAGCGAUUACUGCGUCAGCAGAAAGAUCGCCGACAACAGUGAUCUGCGCGCAUUCUUAGACAGCGUCAGGCAGUUUCCUGCUUUGAAAAGAGUCACUAUCACACCCCCAGCCCAUGGUCAUCUCUUCGUUCCGCUGCACCAGACCCCCAUGAUCCGCGCCUUCCCGAAGGGAUUUAAUUAUUUCAUUCCACGGGAUGGCUCUUCCCCACAAUAG